UUUGCUUGCUAGCUGCUAACAAAGAGACGCGGAAGUCAUCGCUAAGCAGAGAUCAAGUGUGAGUGUAAAGUGUUGUGAUUGUGUGAAAAUGUGUAAAGUACAAAUGCUGAGAGCGUUGGUGAAUCAGCGACUAACUGCGGCUGUUGAAGAAAUAUUUGUAGUGUUGGAAAGAACCAUAGCAGAGUACGAGGAGGAACUUUCUCGAACAAAAGAGGAGAACGAGCGACAACGUCAACUGUUGGACGCUGUUUUCAAGAAGGAUCAACUUGAGUCACACGGAGGAGACGUCAGUGAAGAACGUCUUCCCCCUGAGCAGCGGGAGUGGAGCUCCUGGGUGGAGCACGAGGAAGGAGCACAGCCCCCCCACAUUACAGAAGAAGAGGAGGCACCACAGCCCCCCAACGUUAAAGAAGAAGAGGAGGACCCACAGCUCCCCUACAUUAAUGAGGAAGAGGAGGAGCCCCAGCCCCCCCACAUUAAAGAGGAAAAGGAGGAACACAGCAUCAGUCAGGAGGGAGAGCUGUGUGUCAUUGUGAAGCGUGAAGAUGAUGAAGACAAAGAUCAAAGCAGCAGCUCAACUCAACACAUGACAACAGAAGCUGAUGGAGACCACUGUGGACGAUCACAAGCAGACUUAGCUCCACUAACAGAUAGCGUCGACACGCCACACUCUCCUGACACUGAUUACGAAGACUAUAAAGCUGAUGUGACAUGUCACACUGACGACACACGCUUAAAAUGCUCUCAAUGCGACAAAACAUUUAAUUACCGUAGUAGUCUGAAAAGACACCUGAAAAGUCACACCGGAGAGAAACCAUUUAUGUGCUCAGUUUGUGGGAAAAGAUUCACUCGGAAUGCAGAAUUGACAAUACACAUAAGAAGACACACCGGAGAGAAACCUUUUUCCUGUUCAGUGUGUGGUAUAGGUUUUGUACGAAACCAAUAUUUGAUCGUACACAUGAGAAGACACACCGGCGAAAAACGUUUUACCUGUUCAAUCUGUGGUGUAGGUUUUGUCCGAAAUGCAGAUUUGGUUACACACACAAGAAGACACACUGGUGAGAAACCUUUUUCCUGUACAAUCUGUGCCAUGGGUUUUGUACGGAGUGACCUUUUGAAAACACACAUGAGAAGACACACUGGAGAGAAACCUUUUUCCUGUUCAGUGUGUAGUAAAAGUUUUGGAGUAAGUCAAUAUUUGAAUAGACACAUGAGAAAACACACAGAAGAAAACCUAUAUUCCUGUUCAGUCUGCAACAAAAGCUUAUCCGAACGAACGACGCUUGUGAGACACAUGAGAAUACACACUGGUGAGAAAGUGUUGAGUUGCAGUGUGUGUGAUGAAAGAUUCUCUUAUAAGUACCAGCUUGACAACCACAUGUGUGCUGGUGAGGACAGCAGCAGUAAAUGAAGCUGCAGGACAAAAAAAUAUCAACACUUAGUUAACUUUGACUUUGUCACCACAUGUGACGUGAGACAUCCUUGUGUGUGGAAGUAACACAAUUUUGUUAAUAUGCUUCUACCAUUUAAAUGCAAUAAAAGGAGAAAAAAAGUUGUGACAGGGUGUCUGUUGGUUUUAUUUUUAAUUAAGUUCCAAACUUGAGAUGAGAUGAGAGGCUUUAUUUAUCUUGGUUUUGUCCCAUUGAGAUCAAAGAC
Messenger RNA from Dunckerocampus dactyliophorus (ringed pipefish), 1656 nucleotides. Its product is annotated as gastrula zinc finger protein XlCGF57.1-like. Gene Ontology annotation, biological process: regulation of transcription by RNA polymerase II. The transcript has 3 exons. Gene Ontology annotation, molecular function: DNA-binding transcription factor activity; RNA polymerase II cis-regulatory region sequence-specific DNA binding. The record is from RefSeq and is a predicted model, not a curated record. Bases 89 to 1411 code for a protein of 440 amino acids. Lineage: Eukaryota; Metazoa; Chordata; Actinopteri; Syngnathiformes; Syngnathidae.